This is a messenger RNA of Aureobasidium pullulans EXF-150, 1459 nucleotides long. RefSeq lists its product as uncharacterized. The record is from RefSeq and is a predicted model, not a curated record. The transcript is spliced from 2 exons. The coding region runs from base 199 to 1053 and encodes 284 amino acids. Lineage: Eukaryota; Fungi; Ascomycota; Dothideomycetes; Dothideales; Saccotheciaceae.
ACCUCCUCCUCCCUUCUACCUCCUGCCCAUCCAUACUCCUUGCGUCCGCCGCUAUACGUAACGGUCAUAAGAGCAAGCCUACAGCAGCCACUACUCAAAGCAACGCCAUCUGAAGCCUUCCCCGCGACAGAUCUGAAAUCUGAAUCCUUCGAGCUUGUGCAUCAUAAUUUAGUGGUCUUGGAUCGCGGAGCCUCAAAAAUGCCAUCAGACCACGACGUGUCCCCCAUCUCGUCGCCUGCUCUCUCGCGCAUCAACAGCAGAAAUAGUGCUGUUUCCUCUUUGGAUAUUUCUCCUAUCUCUUCGCCUGUCUUCUCGCCCACCCAAUUAUCCAGCUCUGGCCAUGGAGCUGCCACUUCGGAUACCGCAACAACCAACUCGUUCGAACGUUCGUUCACCGACGCAGAUGACUGGUUUGGCCGUUUCCGUGAGGAUCUAGAUAUCUCCGACGAGUGCCCCGAUCGAGGUCAACUCGCUGUUGCCGGACAAGUCCCUGUGUAUGACGCCAAUGGAAACUCGCGACUUUUCAGCACCUUCUUCACUGGCCUGGAUGCCAUUGGUGACAGACAGUUCAUCAUCUUUGUGCGACACUUUUACUGUGGUGCUUGCCAGGCUUACAUGAAAGCGAUCGCCGAAGAGAUCACCAUGCAGGCUUACUACACCAUGGCUGUUCCCACAAACAUCAUCGUCAUCGGCUGUGGCUCGCCAUCCAUGAUUCCCUUCUACAAGCAAGCCACUGGCUGUCCAUUCCCCAUCUUCGCCGAACCCAGUCGCAAGCUCUACAAGGCAUUGGGCAUGUCAAUCACUCUCAACAUGUCCGGACCCAAGAGACCGGAAUACAUGAAGGACAUCCCUCUUACAAAAUGGCAGAUGCAGCAAUGGACAACAAUGGCAAAGCAAAAGGGCACCUCGAGAUUCAAGGGCGGCAACCUGCUCCAAGUCGGCGGCGAGUUCCUUUUCCAGGAUGGUCAGGUCGUCUGGUGUCACCGAAUGAAGAAUAUGCGUGGACAUGCCGAAGUUUCCAUCGUCAAGCGUGUCUUGGAGAUGGAGGACUAGAAUGCUGCAAAUCCACCACAUCGACACAGCGACCCACCUCGUCAGAAUUGGUCUGCUCUGCUUCACUUCCAACGCCCUUCCAACACAUUACAACCAACUACCAAGCAGAUUCAGGCCCAGCAAAUCUGAGCACAUCAAGACCUACAACACACAGAUCUCUCCAUUCAGCAUCUCCUUUGUUCCGUGGUGGCAGCCACAUCUUACGAGAAAUACGCCUUUUUUGUACCUUACUCAGGAGAGACCCAGCGAGCGCAUCCGUGCCACGGCUUCCUUUCUAUUUUCUUUCUACUUUGUCGAUAUUUUGUUUCCACCCCAGAGAUACCAUAGCUAUUUUUUCACCCAAUAUACUUCACUUCUUUUGCUCCCUAGCUAUAGAUCUGCUUUUGUGUGUACUUUUUGCCCUAAU